AUGGCCAACGACGAAUAUGACUUUCUCUUCAAAGUGGUGUUGAUCGGAGACUCCGGUGUCGGUAAAUCCAACCUGUUGAGUCGGUUCACCCGCAACGAGUUCAACCUGGACUCCAAGUCGACCAUCGGUGUGGAGUUCGCGACCCGGUCCAUCCAAGUCGACUCCAAGACGAUCAAGGCCCAGAUCUGGGAUACUGCCGGUCAGGAGCGGUACCGUGCCAUUACCUCUGCCUACUACCGUGGCGCCGUCGGUGCGCUCCUCGUCUACGAUAUCAGCAAGCACCAGACCUAUGACAAUGUCACUCGCUGGUUGACGGAACUGCGGAACCACGCCGACUCCAACAUUGUGAUUAUGCUGGUUGGAAACAAGAGUGAUUUGAGACACCUGCGUGCCGUCCCCACGGAGGAGGCCAAGCAGUUUGCCAGCGAGAACAACCUCUCUUUCAUCGAGACUUCGGCUCUCGAUGCCAGCAACGUUGAGCUGGCUUUCCAGAACAUCCUCACAGAAAUCUACCGCAUCGUUUCCAGCAAAGCCCUUGACUCCGGCGAAUCGGGUCAGAACCAGCCCGGUGACCGCCGCCCGGUGAUCGAUUUUACUCCGCAGGACAGCGAAACCAAGCAGGGUUGCUGCUAG
Molecule: messenger RNA, 633 nt
Organism: Penicillium alfredii
Lineage: Eukaryota; Fungi; Ascomycota; Eurotiomycetes; Eurotiales; Aspergillaceae
Product: Rab family GTPase
Exons: 5
Coding region: 1-633 (210 amino acids)
Biological process (GO): exocytosis
Cellular component (GO): recycling endosome
Molecular function (GO): GTP binding; GTPase activity
Source: RefSeq, a predicted model, not a curated record